AUGGCGACCCAACCUAAAGUACCCCGACCCAGUAAUGAUACUGGUGCUGAUGGAGAACUAAGUUCGACCAAUACUCUCAUCGAUGAAAUUGAGGAAGUUCAAAAUGCCAUUGACAAUCUCAAUGAGCAAGCCAGUGAAGAGAUCCUAAAAGUUGAACAAAAGUUCAAUAAGAUGAGACAACCUCACUUUGAGAAACGGUGUGAGCUAAUUUCCAAGAUCCCCAACUUCUGGCUCACUACAUUUAUUAAUCACCCCCAGUUGUCAGACUUGCUUACGAGCAAUGACGAGAGUGUAUUAAAGCAUUUGAAAAAGGUGGAAGUUCAGGAGUUUGAGGACAUCAAGUCCGGUUUUCGAAUUAACUUUCACUUUGAGAAGAAUGAGUGGUUCAAGAACAGUGUGUUGACGAAAGAAUUCCACUUAGGAGAUAGUGGCGAACCAUCUUCCACAUACACCAAGAUAGACUGGUAUCCAGGCAAAGAUCUGACAAGCAAUUCAUCUAAUUCAAAGAAGAACGGUGGCGAUCAAGCUAAGAAACGGACGUUCGAGGAUCAGACACAAGAUAGUUUCUUCUGCUGGUUUACAGAUGAAUCCUCAGUAUUUGGUGACGAGCUGGGUGAAGUGAUAAAGGAUGACAUCUGGCCAAAUCCACUCCAAUAUUACCUCUCACCAGAUUUAGACGAAGAAAAUGAAAACGAUGAAGAGGAUGAAGAUGACGAUGAUGAUCAGGAUCUCGACGAGGAUGAAACUGGUGUAGCGGAUGUUUAA
Messenger RNA from Schistosoma mattheei, 765 nucleotides. The record is from the annotation of a GenBank genome assembly. Lineage: Eukaryota; Metazoa; Platyhelminthes; Trematoda; Strigeidida; Schistosomatidae.